Molecule: messenger RNA, 1584 nt
Organism: Mycetomoellerius zeteki
Lineage: Eukaryota; Metazoa; Arthropoda; Insecta; Hymenoptera; Formicidae
Product: cyclin-dependent kinase-like 4
Exons: 5
Coding region: 38-1333 (431 amino acids)
Biological process (GO): protein phosphorylation
Molecular function (GO): protein kinase activity; ATP binding
Source: RefSeq, a predicted model, not a curated record
AAUUGUGAAAUUUCUCACUGUCAACCUUGCGAGUAAAAUGGAGAAAUAUGAAAAUAUCGAGAUAGUGGGCGAGGGAAGUUACGGACUCGUGAUGAAAUGCAUGCAUCGCGAAACCGGGCAAGUAGUGGCGAUAAAAAAGUUCUUGGCGACGGAAGAAGAUGUGCACAUUCGAAAAAUGGCGUUUCGUGAAAUAAGGAUGUUAAAGAAAUUACGUCACGAGAAUCUGGUGAACAUGAUUGAGGUGUUUCGCCGAAGAAAACGACUUUACCUUGUAUUCGAAUAUGUCGAUCACACUGUGCUCGAUGAAUUGGAGGAAAGUGAAAAUGGUCUCGACUGGGAGAAAUCAAGGCGAUAUAUUUUCCAAAUACUUCGUGGGUUGGACUUUUGUCAUAAUCAUAAAAUCAUGCACCGCGAUGUAAAGCCCGAGAAUGUGCUAGUAUCACCGAACGGCGUGAUUAAGCUUUGCGACUUUGGUUUUGCACGGUACAUCACCAACGAGUCUUGUACCGAUUACGUGGCGACGAGAUGGUAUCGCGCGCCAGAACUCCUCGUCGGUGAUUCCAAGUACGGCAGAGAGAUCGACGUCUGGGCGGCCGGGUGCAUCUACGCCGAGAUGGUCACCGGCCAGCCUCUCUUUCCCGGCGACAGUGACAUCGACCAGUUGUACCGCAUCACGAAAGUCCUCGGUCCUCUUUACAAACAACCGAACGGUAGUGGUAAACAUAUACUCCGACACACGAAACCUGAUGAGUCUGUUGGUUUAACGCGACCUACGGGUCUUCGAAAUCUCUUUCCAACGUGGAGCUCGGUGGCGGUCGAUUUUUUGACGCAAUGUCUUCGUACGGAUCCUGCUGUCAGACCAAAGUGCCUCACGUUGCUGCAGCAUUCGUUCUUCUUGCAGGACAAUUUCGUCGACAGAUUUCUCGGCGAACUGCAGCGACUUGUCGCAAAAGAAUCCGCGAUAAAUUUGCUCGGAACAAAGAGGGCGGAAUCGUCUUCCAGGAUCUGCCGUAGCAGCAUCGGAAGAUGGCAAAUGACGUUGAUGAAAGAGAGGCGGAAUAACAAUACGGAAUCUGAAACCAUGGAAAGCGAAAAUUCGCCAGAAGAUCGUCGUGUUAAUACAAAUGCCGCGAGUAAGCUGCAAAUAAACCGACCGCGCGAAUUGCGUUACUUCGGACCCGUCUCGGUAAUACCAAACACCACAUAUAUUCGACGGCUGGAGCACAAAGGGCUUCUGAUUCCUGAAUCGAAGGGCUGUGUGUUGCCAGCUCUGACAUCGAAAACGAACGCCAAGAGGAAAAAGCUUGAUCUGCUUGGAGUGAAAAAUCGUUGAUCAUGCUCAAUAAAGAGCACGUUUCUUUUUUGCAAUGCAAUAUUAAUAUCGAGGAAGGAACGAGAGAGAAAGCUGUACAGAGAAGCUCAUUAUGCGCGAGACGUGGAGCGUGUACAUAUCUUAUAUUUUACAUCUCUGUAAAUGAAUAAAUGUAAAUGUUAAAUGUCGAUAGUAUGUUUGUAAGAUGCGAUUUAUUCGCUGUAAGAAAGAGAAUAAACACUGAGAAGGUUUCCUUUUAUUUUAUACCAAGU